AUGAAGUUCACUACCGUCUUCGCCGUCGCUACUCUUGCCCUCGCCGAGCAAGCCGUCGCAACCAUCAUCACCGGCACCUCAACCUUCACCUCUGGCAACCUCAAGGGAACUUCCUACGAUGUCGCAUGGAUUAAGGGCGAAGACGCCUGCCAGUGGACCUUCCUCGCCAAUGGUGGCGACAACCCCUGCGGCAAGAAGUUCACUCUGUCUAAUGGAUACACCUACUACCUGACCGAUUGUGGUGAUGCAUCCUUUGCCCUCCACAACGGAGAUGGCAGCUACAACCACCUUGCUGUCUACAANCCCAACUACGAGAAGGACAACUGCGUCAACAACAAUGGUCAGUACAAGGUCGUCAAGACCUGGGAGUUCUAG
Messenger RNA from Aureobasidium vineae, 375 nucleotides. The record is from the annotation of a GenBank genome assembly. Lineage: Eukaryota; Fungi; Ascomycota; Dothideomycetes; Dothideales; Saccotheciaceae.